AGAUGAAGGGCAUACUAGCGUUACUCGCUCUGGUGGUGGCAGCCUCCAGCUUGGAGAAUUUCAGUGGACAACAAGUCCUCCGAAUUUUCCCUACUGAUGAGGCUCAGGUGAACCUGGUGAGGGCGCUGGAAGAUGAGGAGUAUUUACAGCUCGAUUUUUGGACAAGCCCCUCAAGAGUUCUUUUACCCAUUGAUAUCAGAGUUCCACUCCACCAUCUGCAAUCAGUGAAAGUCUACCUGGAGUCCAACAGUAUCCAGUACAGCAUCAUGAUUCACGAUGUACAGAACUUGCUGGAUGAAGAGCAACGCGAUAUGAGACGUAAUCGUGCCUCUGAGGAUGGAAGGUCUACUAACAGCUUCAAUUAUGCUGCCUAUCAUACAUUUGAUGAGAUCAACGCCUUUAUCGACAACUUGGUUAGUGAAAAUCCAAAUUUGGUUAGCAAAAUACAGAUCGGUUCAAGUUAUGAAGGCCGUCCUCUUAAUGUUCUGAAGUUCAGCACAGGUCCCAACCGCCCAGCUUUCUGGAUUGACACUGGUAUCCAUUCCCGUGAAUGGGUCACUCAGGCCAGUGCUGUCUGGUUUGCCAAAAAGAUUGUCACAGAUUUUGGUAAAGAUCCAUCCUUGACAAAUACACUGAACCAAAUGGAUAUCCUCAUCGAAAUUGUGACCAACCCUGAUGGCUUUGUUUACACUCAUAAAUCGGAUCGUAUGUGGCGUAAAACCAGAUCUCCAAAUUCUGGCUCACUCUGUGUUGGAACUGACCCCAACAGAAACUGGGAUGCAGGUUUUGGAGGUCCUGGCUCUAGCUCAAAUCCCUGCACUGAAACCUACAGAGGACGUGCUGCUCAUUCUGAACCUGAAGUCAAAGCCAUUGUGGACUUUGUGAAAAGCCAUGGCAACAUCAAAGGCUUUGUCUCCAUUCACAGCUACUCCCAGAUGCUUCUCUUCCCAUACGGAUACACUAAUACCCGAGUACCCGACCACGAUGAGCUGAAUGCUGUGUCAAAGAAAGCUAUUACUGCCUUGGCUUCACUGUACGGUACAGCUUACACCUAUGGCAGCAUCAUCAGUACCAUCUACCAAGCAAGCGGGGGAACCAUUGACUGGACCUACAAUCAAGGAAUUAAGCAUUCCUACAGCUUUGAGCUGCGUGAUACUGGGCGCUAUGGAUUUGCACUACCAGCUAACCAAAUCAUUCCAACUGCAGAGGAGACAUGGCUUGCACUCACUAUACUUAUUGAGCAUACCCGUGAUAACCUUUAUUAAACAACAUUUACACCUUUUGGAGUAAAUAAAGUGUUUUUGUUCACAUUAA
This is a messenger RNA of Xenopus tropicalis (tropical clawed frog), 1314 nucleotides long. It is a transcript of the gene cpa1, whose product is annotated as carboxypeptidase A1. Gene Ontology annotation, cellular component: extracellular region. Gene Ontology annotation, molecular function: zinc ion binding; metallocarboxypeptidase activity. Gene Ontology annotation, biological process: proteolysis. The record is from RefSeq and is marked validated. Lineage: Eukaryota; Metazoa; Chordata; Amphibia; Anura; Pipidae.